GUGGCGGCUCCCCGAUCGCGUCCCGACGCGGCCACCCGCGGGGAGGAGGGCCGCAGCCUCGGGGCAAGCUGCCGCCCCGCCGGCUUUUAUUUCGGAGAAGCUGCGUGGCCGAGGCUGUGCCGGCUGGCAGCCGGGUGAGCCCGGGGAAGGCGGGACCCGCGGGGCACAGACGUCGGCCAUGCCCGGCCCGCAGCUGCCCGCACGGGUCUCCCGCCCGCCGCCCCCCGCGCGCGGCCGCCUGCAGCCGCAGUGAGCAGGAAGGAGCGGCGGAGGCCGAGGCUGCGCCGGAGGAAGACGAGGAGGAGGAGGAGGAGGAGGACGAGGAGGAGGAGGCGCCGCCCCCCGGGCGUGCUCCGCCCCGCGACGGCCUCCGCGGGACCCAUGGCCGAGUCCUCGCCCGUGCGGGCCCUGCGGGAAGGGCCGCGCUCGCGCUCGGGCUCCGAGUCGGAGGAGGCCGAGCUGUCGCUGAGCCUGGCCCGCACCAAGACCCGCUCGUACGGCAGCACGGCCAGCGUGCGGGCCCCGCUGGGCGCCGGCGUCAUCGAGCGCCAUGUGGAGCACCGCGUCCGCGCCGGCGACACGCUGCAGGGCAUCGCGCUCAAGUACGGAGUCACGAUGGAGCAGAUUAAAAGGGCAAAUAAACUGUUUACCAAUGACUGUAUAUUUCUGAAGAAAACUUUGAACAUCCCAGUCAUAUCAGAGAAGCCUUUGCUUUUUAAUGGACUCAACUCAAUCGAUUCUCCGGAAAAUGAAACUGUUGAUAGUGUCUCGCAUGAAGAUGUGCCCGUGGUAGCCGAGGAUGAGGACCUGUCUCCCCCUAGUCCCCCCGAAUCCAGUAUCCAGCCUGUGCAGCCGGAGGAGGUGUCAGCACGAGACUUCCUCCAGAGACUGGACCUACAGAUCAAGUUAUCAACACAGGCAGCCAAGAAACUAAAAGAAGAGAGCAGAGAGGAAGAAAGUCCUUACGCAGCUUCCCUAUAUCAUAAUUAGGUGAUCAGAGGGCGCUCGGACACCUGGAUUAAAAGGCUCUUGGAAGCAAUGACUGAAGAUUCAAAGCAUCCCUUUUGGAUUGUCAUCGAGCCCAGUUUUAAAUGACAAUUAUGUUCGACCUACAGCACUUGCACUGAUGCUGACGUGUGUUCAGUUCACCCUGGCUGUCUGUCCUUCUAGUCUCUUCCGGCAUGGCAUUUUGGAGGUGGCGGUAGUUUUUAGACUAGCUUUUGUAAAUACUAGCUGACAUCAACAUCAGACUAUUUACAUAUUGAAGCCGAAAGCGGUGUUUAUCUCUUGAGAAAUGCUAAUUCUGUGAGAAUACGGUUGCUGUUGGAGUGUAGACUUUGCUCUUGUUUUUAUCUUAAGUGCUAUAUAUAUAUAUAUAUUUCGAUAUGUAUUACCUAUUCUGUAUUAAUAUGAAGAACCGAAUUUUGUCUGCUAUUUUGUAAAAAUAAACUACAAAAGUCUGAACAAGAAAAUAAACUAUGUUUUCAUAUUAGAGCUUUGGUUUUUUUCCAAUGAAUGGGAUUGUGUUUUUAAACUACUAUUAAAUAAUUUACUGGUUUUUAUUAUAAUUGCACUUUUGAAAAGUUUCAAUAAUCAAAAGCUAAUUCGUUACAGUAACCGUAAAGCUUGGCAUUUUCACAUUUGAUCUAAUGUGGCUCAGAUAGGAUGAAAACAUGGAAUCUGAUCAAAAGAAGCAAUAAAACAAUAUCAUAAUUUGACACAUAGGUGAUUUCUAGUUUAGAAUUCACUGAUAAAUCACUGUAUAGCAUUCUGUAAUCACUGCUCAUUGGAGAAUUUGGUUUUUAUUCAUAUAAUAAGAAUUGUCUUUUGUUAUAUGUAGUUAUAGUAAUAAACAUGAAGCAAUAUCUUA
This is a messenger RNA of Sorex araneus (European shrew), 1870 nucleotides long. It is a transcript of the gene LYSMD2, whose product is annotated as LysM domain containing 2. The coding region runs from base 382 to 990 and encodes 202 amino acids. The record is from RefSeq and is a predicted model, not a curated record. NCBI's taxonomy places the organism in Eukaryota, Metazoa, Chordata, Mammalia, Eulipotyphla, Soricidae. The transcript has 4 exons.